AUGGCUCAAGGAAAUGUUCCUUCUCGGCGUACCACAUCACUUUCUGGAUCAGCAAGAUUAUCCUUAAGCGUAGGAAAAGCGACUGCCAAUGCACCUAAUCCAGCAUCUAACAGACAUCCUCUACGACAAGACUGGUCUAUAUCAUACGUACAUAGACCCCCAGGAGCAAAAGUAGAAUAUGAAAAAGAGAUAAGAAAGGUGGCUACCUUUGGUUCUAUCGAAUCCUUCCUUCAUCUCUAUUCUCAUAUUACACCGCCUAAUGAAUUACCCCCCGUGACAGACAUUUUAGUGUUCGUGAGCAGAAUCGGUAGACCAGGAGUGUGGGAAGAAAUGCGAGAUGGUGGUAAAUUCACUAUCAGACUCCUUCAUCCUGUCACACCUCUUCUUUUCGAAUCGCUUCUUCUCGCACUUAUAGGAGAUCAAUUUGACGAGACCGACAAUGUAGUUGGAUGUGUAUUGAGCGUGAGACAGGCUGAAGAUAUAUUGAGCGUAUGGGUAGAAGAGGAAAGUGAUAGUGUCAGAAGUGGUGCUUUGAAGGAAAAGAUUCUCCACCUUCUAGGUCUGUCGUCAUCCACAAGUUGUGAAUAUAGAGCCAACAGAGCAUUACUUGAAGCAACUUCAAAACCACCAUUCAACAAUCUGAACUCCACAAACUCUGUACCCGAGCAAAAUAAUCAUGAACACCAUAAUACCAAUAACAAUAGUAAUCAACAGCAUCAUCAACAGCAUCAUCCAAGACAACAUCAUACACAUCAUAAUCACACACACGCUCAUAGAGAUAGAGAACAUAAUACAUAUGACCGAGCAGAUCGAACAGAAAGAGGGGAACGAGGAGACAGAGGCGAGAGAGGAGAAAGGGGAGAAAGAAACGAGAGGGGUCAUUGGAAUGGUGGAUAUAGAGAAAGAGGUGAAGGAAGGAGAAAUCAGGGUGGAAGUGGUGCUUUAGGUGGUGAAAAGAGAGAACCUGGUUCAUGGGGAUUAUAA
Molecule: messenger RNA, 984 nt
Organism: Kwoniella shivajii
Lineage: Eukaryota; Fungi; Basidiomycota; Tremellomycetes; Tremellales; Cryptococcaceae
Exons: 5
Coding region: 1-984 (327 amino acids)
Biological process (GO): translational initiation
Cellular component (GO): eukaryotic translation initiation factor 4F complex
Molecular function (GO): RNA 7-methylguanosine cap binding; translation initiation factor activity
Source: RefSeq, a predicted model, not a curated record